UCGAGCAUGUGAUCAAUGAUCAGAACAUGUUGGACACGUUCAUUAUGAUUGAAGGGUACUGCCAUGUAUUGAUGGAAAGGGUUGUGCUCAUCGAAAACCAAAAAGACUGCCCCGACGAGCUCAAGGAAGCUAUAGCAAGUCUAAUAUUCGCAGGAUCCAGGUGUGGAGAGUUACCAGAGCUGCAAGAGAUCCGUUACAUUUUUAUCACAAGGUUUGGAAAGGAAUUCGUAGAAGCUGCAGUUGAAUUACGUAACAGUUGUGGUGUGAAUCCCAAGAUGAUCCAGAAGAUGUCGACUAGGCAGCCGAGUUUGGAAGUGAGAUUGAAGAUGAUGAAGGGAAUAGCUUACGAGAAUGGAAUUGCACCGGAUUUAGAGGAAUCUUCUUUUGGGAUAACUGAGGAGGAAUCGAACUUGAGUCAGAGCCAGCCUAGGUGUAAUCGAUCAGACGUUAGUGAAAAUGCAGAGAAUUCGGUUAAAGGGAGGGCUGAAGAUGACCCUCAUGGUUUGAGAGAAUUGGAUCAGGAUGAACAAUUCUCUGGAUCAAUGAAAGAAAGGAAGUACGCAGAUGUUGCCAGUGCAGCUCAGGCCGCUUUCGAAUCAGCGGCUUAUGCAGCAGCAGCAGCCAGAGCUGCUGUAGAACUUUCAAGAUCUGAAUCACAGGAGAAAGGUUUGGAUGAUCAGAGUAGUUCUGGCCCUAGAAGGAGAAAAAAAUACAAUGGAGACCAAGAUGGUGGGUCUUCAAGAUCUAGAUCUGGGUUUGGAGAAACUCCAACUGGGAUUUCAGUAAAGGAGAAGGAUGAACUAUUUUCUGAUGGAUCAGGUUCUGAGAAGAUCCAUGCACUUCAAAGUUCUAGUUCUGAAUCAGAAAACCAAGAACCGUCAGUGAAGCAUGGAGAUGUUCUCCUUGAAGAAUUCAAAGGUAAUUCCAACGCAGAACUGGAAAGAUCCACAUCUGUCUUAAGCUUGGAUUCAAGUCAGGUUACUUUGAAGGAGAUGAAGAUGAUGUCGAAUGAAAUGAGCUGGACCAAGCCGUUGGAGAAGGCAAUGUCCUUUUAUGAGAGUGAUGAAGAGAAUCAGACAGACUGGGGGAGGAUCUCAUUCAAGAACAAUGGUUUGGAUUUUGAUGGGGAAACUACGUUGCUCAAGGAAGCAAAUAAAUCAUCCCCAACAAGCAGCAACGGCCAAAUUAUAGAAGAUCUGGCUAUCAAUCAAUUCAGAAAAUACAGACAGUUUGAUGCAGUCUCAGAUGAGUAUGAAGGCACCAACCUUUAUUACCCAUACCAAAACCGAAACUCAAUAACAUCUCAUGCUGAUGGUAUCAAUUCAUUGCAACGGCUUGAUAAGGUGGGGCUGGGAUUUGAAAAUGGAGACAACCCUGCAGCUUAUUACAUGGAAGGAAGAUCUCAACCGGAAACUGAAUAAAGGAAUUCUACAGAUAGUGUGCAGCACUCAAGCACAGAGAAAAGGCCGGUUUCUGUGGGGACCGGACAAGGCUUUAAACAGUGA
Molecule: messenger RNA, 1505 nt
Organism: Magnolia sinica
Lineage: Eukaryota; Viridiplantae; Streptophyta; Magnoliopsida; Magnoliales; Magnoliaceae
Exons: 4
Coding region: 27-1421 (464 amino acids)
Biological process (GO): protein transport
Source: RefSeq, a predicted model, not a curated record